GGCCAUGUUUGAAGUUAACAUGAAAGAAAGAGAUGGUGGGAGUGUUACGAUAAGCAAUUUAACACCCAAGGCAGUGAAGGCUUUUCUAGAUUAUGCUUAUACUGGAAAAACUGAGAUAACAAGUGAUAAUGUGGAAAUGUUCUUUCAGCUGUCCUCCUUUCUUCAAGUUUCACUUCUUUCAAAAGCUUGCAGCGACUUUCUAAUUAAGAAUAUUGAUCUUGUUAACUGUUUGCAACUCUUAUCCAUUUCUGAAAGUUAUGGCUCUACCAAGCUGUUUGAGCGUACACUUGAGUAUGCCCAGCUCCAUUUUUCCUUGCUUCUCCAAUCAAAUGAUUUCUUGGAAAUGAAUUUUGAGAUACUGCAAAAAUGCAUAGAAGCUGAUGAGUUGAACGUACCAGAUGAAGAAUCUGUGUUGAAAGCUGUCUUUUGGUGGAUGAAACAUGACUUAGAAACAAGGCAUAAAUAUCUUCCUCAUUUGAUGAAAAAGAUCAGGUUACAUCAGUUACCUGAAAAGACAUUGCAAGAUAUUUUGCACUCUGAGGAACAGUUACUUAAAACCACAAAUUGCUUAGCGGUAAUCAAGGAAGCAAUUCAAAAUGUACAGUGUUUCAGUGGGCUUUUCCCAGAUCCCCGCCCAUCAACUACCGAAAAAUACAUACUGGUUCAUAAAACUGGAGAAAAUAAAGUUAAACAUACAUUUUGCUAUAAUAUUAAAACUGAUCAGUGGAAAGAACUGAUACAAAUAAAUAUAUUCGAUCUACCUGGAUCAAGUUUAUCUAGUUAUGGUGAAAAAAUAUUCAUAACUGGUGGGUGUAAAGGUAACUGUUUCCGGACUAUUAGACUUCAUAUUGGUGAAACGUUUCACGAUGCCACAGAUCAAACUUGGUGUUAUUGCCCAGCAAAUGAUAGCUUCUCAUUAGUAUCUGCCAUGAAGAAGCCAAGGACAAUGCAUACAUCUGUUGUGAUUUUAAAUUGUUUGUAUGUAAUAGGAGGGAAGACGAGGGCAUCUCAGUAUAUCAAAAGCCUUUUGGAUGUUGAAGCAUAUAAUCCCCUUACUAGAGAGUGGAAAUCUAUGAGUCCAUUACCAAGGGGCAUCUACUAUCCAGAAGCAAGUGCCUGUCACAGUGUAAUAUACGUGCUUGGUUCUGAAAUUGAAGUCGCAGAUGCCUUUAAUCCAUCUCUUGAUUGCUUUUUUAAAUAUAAUGCUGUAACAGAUCAGUGGUCUGAGUUAGUAGCAGAAUUUGGGCAAUUCUUUCAUGCGACCUUAAUCAAAGCUAUUCCAGUGAACUGUACCUUAUACAUUUGUGAUCUUUCCACUUACAAAGUUUAUAGCUUUUGUCCAGAAACCUGUGUCUGGAAAGGAGAAGGCUCUUUUGAGUGUGCUGGUUUUAAUGCAGGGGCAGUUGGAAUACAAGAUAAAAUAUACAUUCUGGGUGGAGAUUAUGCUCCUGAUGAAAUAACUGAUGAAGUACAGGUCUAUCAUAGUAGUAGAUCUGAAUGGGAAGAAGUUGCACCUAUGCCAAAGGCCCUUACUGAGUUUCAUUGUCAGGUGAUUCAGUUUAAUAAAUUCAGGGAUCCAUGGUGUCAAAAGCAAUGUGAUACAAAUGAUUAUACAUAAGAAUCUAAUUUCUCAAAUGUAUUUGCUCCUUGUUUAUUUUGCCGCCUAUCUUAGCCAUUGUGAUUUUAAGAUAACCAAAUAUUAGGAUGUCAAUCUACCAAAACAUAUUUCAUUUUCAUAGAAUGGGGAUUGGUAAUUCCUCUGUAGUUAAUGUGUUAAGACACAUCUUUUGAGUGUGGUUGGCCUGUGUUUAAUAGUAAUUUAUUAAUAAAUUAUUGAAUUUAUAUGCCAACAUAGCUGGCUACUUUUGACCUUGAGAGCACUUUCUAAAAUAAUGGGGGGGGGGGAGAGAUUUAAAAAUUACACUAGACAACUUGUAAUUAUCCCAAGUUCUAUAAAUUUAUUUAAAAUGGCAUCCAUAAGGUGAAUACAUUUUAGAUUACUAAUUUCAGGAAUUAAAAAAUCAAUAUUAUGGUAUAAAAGUGCACAUGUAUGUGUUUGUGUAUUAAUGAUUCAGACUCUUAUUAGUGGGAAAAAACCUUACACCCUUUAACAUACAAAUUCAGGAGUUGUAUUCCAUGCAUCACAUACUUUUCCUUUCUUUGCAGCUAUAAAACUGCAUUUUUUCCAAAUAAAAUCACAACUGUUAAUAUAUUUCAUACCCUGUUUUUUUUUAACUUUCUGUUUACAUUAAUAACUUCUGCAGCAAUUUCCUAUUGAGGCAGCAGUCAUAAUUUGAAAACCCAUCUCAGAUUUUUAAUCCCAGAGUUUAUUCCUUAAUGAAUAUGCACUUGAAGGAUUUUUCAUGUUAAAUUAAAGAAGAAAAUUCAAUUUUGGUGCAAAAGAAACACUGAUUUAUUACAAGUUCUUUCCUAUGUACCACUAAGUUGUUUUUCCAAUAUAAUCAAGGCAGGAAUAUUUCAUAAUAAUUGUAAUUACUGAAUUUCAACAUAUUUUCUCUUUUAUUGCUAUCAAAUACUGUUAAAGUUUCACUAAAUCAUUGCUGUUUAUUUCAAAUAUUAGUAUAAAUUACAGUUCAAUUUCUUUCAGGGAAAGUGAUUGAAUAAUUGAACUUUAUUUUUAUCCUAUAUGCUAGGUCAUUCUUCCUUAAAUUAUAUAGUCAUUAUAACAUGAACCAUGGAUUGUCAAUUCUCCAUGCUGCUCAUGUACUGUUCAUUCCAUCUGCUGAAAAUAAGUAGGAUUAUACCAUACAUUGUAUAAAGGAGAAAUAUCAUUUGUUCUUGGACUCCUUAUUCUUAUAUGUGAUCUUGAAUAAGUGCUGUUGACUCCUGUUGGAUAUACUUCUGAGAAAACAUCUUUCAAGGAAUCAAGCACAACAAAAUAAUUUAGGAAUCAAGAUAGAAACCAUAAGAAUGUGAUAAUAAGGAGUGUUAUAUUAAAUAGCUCCCUAGAAUUUGGAUUUGUCACAUAGGUUAUUUGGUGUUUUUUUCCCAUGACAUCAAAAAAGACUGGAAAAUUUUACCAGUUUUAAAGCAGUAGUUAAAUAGUAGUGGAAUUAUAGCUCAAAAGGACAAAAACAAGGUGACAUAUUUUGCACAAGCAAUUGGUCUUGAUGGCUAUAGUAUAUGCUAAUGAAUUGCAUGUGAAUAAAUAUCUUAUUUGCACUAAGAAUAUAUAACCAUAUAUCAAUUAUACAAUUAUUGUAUGAUCAAUAAAGAUAUGGCAUGAUGUAAUGAAUAUUAGUGUAAAGUAUAUAGCUUCUUGAGUAAUCUACUACCAUAAUCAAUCAGUAUCAGCAUUCAAAUGUAACAUUCAAAUGUAAUUAUUUUACGUAUUACUUUAUACCCGAAGUGGCCCCCAACUUUUUGGGCACCAGGGACCUGUUCCACGGAGAUAUGUUUUUCCACAGACUGUGUGUGUGUGAGAGAGAGAGACACUGAGAGAUAUUUUGUGUGCUGCCUGCAUCCCACAGAGAGGGUUUCUGGCAUGCCACAGACGGAUGCAAGUCUACAGACUGGGGCGUUACGACCCCUGCUUUAUACUGCUGAAGCAAAUAUAACCAGAAAAUGAAACAAAUGAUGAGCCAAAGCCUGUUUUGUAACUCUACUAUGUGAGCAAAUAAUAUCCUAACAAAGCAAAAUGACAACAUGGAUUUUACUAUUUUAAAAAUCUUGAAUAACUAAUAUUUAAAAAGAAAAUAUCUAUUGUUGAAUGUGACAUAGCAAUUUUUUUGUACAUAAAAAUGGUUAAUAGUUAUAAUCUCCAUUGAAGUAG
Molecule: messenger RNA, 3793 nt
Organism: Thamnophis sirtalis
Lineage: Eukaryota; Metazoa; Chordata; Lepidosauria; Squamata; Natricidae
Source: RefSeq, a predicted model, not a curated record